AUGUAGCCUCCGUCUGCGUUUGUGGAUCUCGACUCCCUCAUCACCAUAAACAAGCAGAGUGCAGACUCCUCCCCGUGACCUUUGGAAAAUCUUCCAUGUUUUUUCAUUCUGUUGAGCACCUGCUGAGUUACAUGUUCCCUCCUCCUCAUCUCAGCCACAGACGCAUCAGAAGUCAAUCCACAUUCUUUAUCCACUUCAGAAAUGUUUCACUCUUGGGUAUUUCUGCUUCUCCUUGUCCCAGGAGGGCAGAUGUUUAUGAUCCAUAACACGCAGUAUGGCCUGUGUCUGGAGGAGUCAGCUGACACAGGUCAAGUUCUCCUGAAAAAGUGUGACCUGGACUCUCAAGCUCAGCAGUGGCUCUGGAUCAACCAGGGCAUGCUGAUGUGUGUCGGAUCCUGCAGGUGUCUGUCGGCUCAGCAGAACCAUCCGGUCCAAACCCAGGCCUGUCCGGAGUCAGACCAGGAAGCUCCAGAGCUGAUGUGGGACUGUAGCAGUAACAGACUCAGCAGCAGAAACACGUCCUUACUGUUGUCCACCGACGGCCAGCGUGUGAUUCUCGAUAACCACCUCAAGCACUUUGAGUGGAAGUCUCUUGACGUGGGCGACAUCUGUCAGACAAGCCUCCGGCUCCGGAGAGCGUCUGAGGACCAGGACCCGUUAGCUGAUCCGGAGGAGGCAGCAGCCGGGAUGAAAGGCAUGACAGAGGAGGAGAGAGAGAAAUACCGCUGGUUCUACCGCACAGAGGACCCAACUAUUUGGACUUUUGUGCUUUUGGUUCUGGCUUUUGUCUGUUUGCUGAUCGGGUUUUUGCUGCUGGGAAUGGGAGCCAUGGCCAACAAGAGCAGAAAGAAGAUAGCUAAAUACAAAGCCCAAGUAUCCCUUGUUAAGAAGCAUGAAGGUGAAGAGCUUCAAGUAAUUUCUACUCUUCGGGAUAACGGCACAUCUCCACUGCCCCAGGGUCACACGUCAUCCAUGUCUGAAGGUGACACAAAGGAACUGAAAGCAGGGGAAAUUGUGGUCACAUGGAAAGACGGCAACACCUCCUGCUUGUAUCCAGAUCAUGUUUUAGAGGAAAGACAGGAGGAGCUGGAGAAGGAGCAGCAGGAGAAACGGGAGGAAGUGUGGCAGGAGCGAGAGGCUGAUGAUGAGGGGAGGAUGACAGAGUGAAUACUGGUCUGUCCCUCAGCUUUUAAAGAGAUCCACCAUUAGUUGUAAUAAUAGACUUUAUUUGAGGAAUAUUUAUUCAGAAAAAAAAAACAAUAAAUAAAAAUACUGCUUUCAAAAUUGAAAUAAAAUAUUGUCACAUGGACGUUGCCAUAUUGUUUACACUGCAGUGAAUUCUGGGUAAAUGAUGUUCGCUUGGUCCAGUUGUGCUAGCUCCGUCCAGCUAAAUCUGCAAUGAGUAACAUUACGACUUUUUAAUUUGAACUGGAGUGUCUUGAAGUUGAUGGGAAUGUAGAAAUCACCAGAAAUAAUGAAGAUGAGGAGAAACAAACAAAGGAAGAGGACAGAGUUGACUGAAGAAGCUGGUCUUUGUGCUGCUGCCACCUUCAGCUUCAUAGAUGGAACAAUAAAUGACACCUACUGCUGCUCAGACUGUGUGAUCCAAUAAGUAAUUGAGGUGUUCUGAAUCAGGUCUGGUCUUUGGUCCGGUGUCAGGUCUGUGCUUUCACAUUUAAUACUGACAGCAGAAGCAAUAGCUCCCUUAUCAUUUCAAAUAGCUUCCAGCACUGUUUCUCCCAGGUGCUUUGUGAAUAAAAAGUGCUAGCACUGCAACUGGUUUUAGCUUGUGAAGGUAACCUGCUAGAUCCUUCAUCAGUUUUGCUCUUACAAAUAAUUCAGUCUUCUGGAGAUAAAUGUUGAGGGAACAAUUGUGUCCUUUCAAAGUUUUUUUCAUGUGGGAAGCAAAGCAGACUCACCACACUACUAUUAAAAAAAUCACAGCCAACUCCGACACAGUGUCACACUGUCUAAAAUUACACCAGUCGAACGCAAUAUGAUAAACAACAACUUCGGUUAAGUUGUUUAGUCUCAGAUUCCAGUACAAAACGGACCAACUGCCCCAACGCAACAGGGUGAAAAAAUGGUGACUUCCAUGGGUGAAAAAUAUAAUGAAAGAUGAAACAUUUUUUGAAGAAAUUAUGACUUUUUAUGUAUCUCAAACUGCAAUUUUUGAGUUAGUAGGGAAAAUGCAACAAAUAUAGGACAUGUUCAACUAACUGUGGAUCACUUUAAAGUUUCCUGUCAUUUACAUUUAAUAAACUACAAAGCUCUAAAGAUGUUUUUUCAACAAUCAUGUGACUGACUGCAUUCUCCAGUCUGCACUCUUUGAUGUGAACUGUUCACAAAUCUUUAAAUCCCUUCAACCUCUUCUGUUUCUGUCUUGUGUAAUCUUGACUCAAUAGUGACUGCUGCCACAAGCUCACCUGAAACCACUGCAGGUCUUAAUGCAGCCAAGGUGGUGUAUGCAUCAGUGUCAUCCGGUGAGGUUCAUGAUUCCUCUGGAGUCAGGUGUACAAAUAUUUAAAACCCAAAACAGAAGUGGAGAUUUAAAUUUAGCUCUUAUUUUGACCUUAACUUAAACAUUUAGUUGUAUUAAAAGCUUUCAAUUGUGCUUUAAUCAAUUCUAUACAUGAUAACAACACUAUAGCAAGAAUAACAGAAUACUAUUUUAUAAAACUGAAAUUAGAUUUUUUUUUUUUUUGGCUGAUUCUUUUCUAACGAAAAUUUAAAAUGAUUUCAUUAUAUUUGUAAUAUAAAGUCCAUUCCCACAAAUAUUUGUUUCACUUUUGUAAAAAUUGCUCAUUUGCCUUCAUUUUUAAAAAUCUGGCAGCUUUAAUGGAGCUGAUCAGCAUGGAGGAGAGCAAAAAUAUGAAAUAGUUCUAUUCUCACUGAGUGUUCUUGUACUUUUCUUAUUGUUUUCAGUCUUUUUAAUUUGUAGAACACCUGUUGCCCUUUGUGUCUAUUUGGUUCAGCGCCUCACCACCAUCAGUGGGACAGCGUAUCGUGCUUUCUGCCUAAUUUUCUUAAUUUUGACUGCUCAUUUGUGACUGAUCAAAAGGACUAAAUAUGCCACUCUCAGUAUGUUAGACAGACUGUGAAAUAUCAGCAUGUAGAAUUAAACAUGUAUAUUGAUAAUAUAUAGGAAUGUUUGUGCAUCAGCUGCCUGCUUCAUUCACUCUGUGACACAGUGCCCCACCUUUCCUCUCUUCCUCCAUGUGUUUGAACAAACGAUGCUUCAAUUCAGCAAUUGUGAUUUAACUUGUCAGGAUGACACGUGAGGAGCGGUUUUCCCUGGUAUGCAUGCUUUUUUCAAUGCCAGUUGAUGCACCAAGGGUCAUAUUGAAAACACUUUGUUGUCGUGUAGUGGACUGAGUCAGCUAAAGUAUGUCUAAUUUCACAUCUUUGCAUCCUGUAUAUGGUAACUUGUAUGUACUAUAUUCAAAAUCAGUUUACAAUCUGUUUGACAGUAAAACCACAACAUUACCAGUAAGUGCUUAAAGUCUCCAUUUAGUAUAUGUCGUCUUCACUGUAAUGUGUUGUAUCUCUUUUUGUUGAAACUUUUUCCAAAAUGGAACAAGGUUAUACCUUAGUGGUAAAUGGACUGAA
This is a messenger RNA of Poeciliopsis prolifica (blackstripe livebearer), 3609 nucleotides long. Its product is annotated as solute carrier family 51 subunit beta. The transcript is spliced from 6 exons. Bases 202 to 1167 code for a protein of 321 amino acids. Gene Ontology annotation, cellular component: plasma membrane. Gene Ontology annotation, biological process: bile acid and bile salt transport. Gene Ontology annotation, molecular function: protein heterodimerization activity; transmembrane transporter activity. The record is from RefSeq and is a predicted model, not a curated record. Lineage: Eukaryota; Metazoa; Chordata; Actinopteri; Cyprinodontiformes; Poeciliidae.